Messenger RNA from Cyclopterus lumpus (lumpfish), 2498 nucleotides. RefSeq names its product neuroglobin (gene ngb). The record is from RefSeq and is a predicted model, not a curated record. The coding region runs from base 24 to 503 and encodes 159 amino acids. Gene Ontology annotation, molecular function: heme binding; oxygen binding. The transcript is spliced from 4 exons. NCBI's taxonomy places the organism in Eukaryota, Metazoa, Chordata, Actinopteri, Perciformes, Cyclopteridae.
GCGUGUUUACAGCCUGAGGGAGGAUGGAGAAGCUGUCAGGCAAAGACAAGGAGCUGAUACGAGGCAGCUGGGAGAGCCUGGGCAAGAACAAAAUUCCUCAUGGUGUCAUCAUGUUUUCCAGACUGUUUGAGCUGGACCCCACACUCCUCACUCUUUUCCACUACACUACAAACUGCGGCUCCACACAAGACUGCCUCUCCAACCCCGAGUUCCUGGAACAUGUCACCAAGGUGAUGCUUGUGAUCGAUGCAGCGGUCAGCCAUCUGGACGACCUUCACUCCAUAGAGGACUUCCUGCUCAACCUUGGGAGGAAGCAUCAGGCUGUGGGGGUCAACACGCAGUCAUUUGCUGUGGUGGGUGAGUCCCUUCUCUACAUGCUGCAGUGCAGUCUGGGCCAGGCCUACACGGCCCCACUGCGUCAAGCCUGGCUCAACAUGUACAGCAUCGUGGUAGCAGCUAUGAGCCGAGGAUGGGCCAAGAACGGAGAGGACAAGGCCGACUGAGGCGCACUGCGGUAACUGCUGAGCAGUUGCUGUCAAAUCACUCAACAUGGUUGCCAUGGAAUAAGGUUGUGUAACUUGCAGCAUUGUGGCUUUGGCUGCUCUACUUUGGGUGAGGUCGCAUAGCGUAGCGAUUGUAUGGUGUGGUUACACUUUACAAUUGGAUCGACCAAUCGCAGAGUUUUUUUUCUUUGCUGUGGAUGUUUAGCUACCAGACGACAAGGCUGCUGUACAGCUGUUCUGAGCCAGCUUGCUUUGGUUCUUCUAAGUCUGGAUCUGUAAUCUGAGCGCCUCACAGUGAGAGAAAGCAACUGCUGAGUCUCUUUGUAUAUAAUGGCUGUGAUAUAUCUACUCAAAUAACACUGGCUGUAGUGGUCUUUGAUGUAUCACAAUUGUGAAACACUAGAUAUUAUAUUUAGGCAUCACAAACUACUCAAACUGUGAUGGUUACUGUGUCCAGCGUGGCAGCUCUCUCUCUAACUGGAACACAGUGAUACUGUACACACCAUGUCGAAAGCUUUGGGACAAGGCAAUGUGAUUAUACAGAAGAAAGUCCUAUCACCUUAGUCAUAAUCAUACUGUGUUUUCUAUUGAUACUACACAUCAUUACACCUACGUUUGUGUGUGACUUUGUUAUCUAACAUUUAACCUAUUGAUGAAAAUAAUUCAAUAGAUACUGACAAGAACUGUUACACUCUCUGAUAGGUCUCUCCAGCAAUCUACGACUGUUAAGGCGUCCAUGCGCACCUUACUCAACAUGGUGUGUGAUGCUCUCCUUGGUGGAGGUUGUGAUUAAUUCAAUAGGCUUCAGCUGACUGUUAAACUAAUAGACUGUUAACUCGUUACAUUAGAGUGAAGGGCAUCUUUGAGGAAUUAGAACAUCUUUGUUCCUUGAAUAUCAGUUUCUAGUCAUUGUUAGUGUAAAGUAGUUUUCUUGUACUGUAGUCGCUUAUCUUAGUAGUGCUUAUUAACUGUAUUUCUGUGGCUACAAACAAAGCAUUACCUCAGCUUUAGAGGUGAAGGUGAGUGCCUUGUGUUUUUCCAACACAUGGAAGUGGGGCUGGAAGUGAAUAUUUAUUUUGGAUUAUGACACAAAGGCAAACUGAACUGAUGAUGAUUUGUUCCUUUUAAUUGCUUAACACAGAACAAAUAAUACAUAUACUGUGUGCUGUCACUGUCCACUAUGUGUGUGUUAUUAUUAUUAUUGCUCACUGUAUGUAUCAUCCUCAGCUGUUGUUGACAUUCAUGGUCAUAAUGCCAAGUAACUUAGCAACAGUGCGCCAAGUAUUAGAUAAUAACACCAUACAACUGUAAAUCCAAGCUGCUGAUAUGUGGUUAUUAUUGCUUUAGUAUGAGUUUACAUGUACAAAGUUUAUUUUUAUAUUCUGAAAUGUAUGUGUUGUUAAAGAGCAUAAUUUUUGUUUUUUCAAACGUAACAUACAGUAUAUCCUCCAGAUGUAGUACCUUGUGUGGGUUUCAUUUAUUCAAAAAUAAUAUAUAUAUAUAUAUAUAUAUAUAUAUAUAUCUUCUAAAUGUACAGUCCUGACAGAAAAUUAUAAAAGCUGAGUUUUUCUAUUGAACUGUUGUAUCCCUGCAUAGUCUGUUCAGUCUGUACAGUACUUACCAGCCCACAGGUAUAAUGUGUAUGAACUGUGUAUGUGGUGUAUUUCUAGUGAUUCUUUUCUUAGUAUCAGUACACAGCUGUUCUUCACAUCUCCUGACAUUAGGUCUUUUUAGGAGGCAUGACUGAUAACUGGAAUGUUAUCCUGUUAACAUCCAGCUCUGUACAUAUUGGGUGUGUCACUGUCUACCUCAUCAUUAUCAGCUGCUAUUGAACAGCGAUGACUUCACCUAGUUAUCCUUCAACCAAAAACGCACUGUAGUAUUAUAGUUAAUGCAAGCACGCACUCUUUGUAAACUGGAUUCCAUCCUAAACAAAACUUGUUGUGUGCUUAUACACUGAAUAAAGUGAUCUUCUGUGAAUAUUUUACUGCCAAA